Molecule: messenger RNA, 1551 nt
Organism: Fusarium verticillioides 7600
Lineage: Eukaryota; Fungi; Ascomycota; Sordariomycetes; Hypocreales; Nectriaceae
Exons: 3
Coding region: 274-1323 (349 amino acids)
Molecular function (GO): oxidoreductase activity, acting on the CH-CH group of donors, NAD or NADP as acceptor
Source: RefSeq, a predicted model, not a curated record
AUUUGUUUACUUUCUCAUUCAGUGGACGAAAAAAGAAGUGUGUGAUACACUCGUUGUUCAUCAUUUUGAAAAAGAUACACUUACGCCACCUGGUAUAAACACCAGAAAGAUCGACCUACUGUCUUACAACUUUGACUUACUUUAGAUCGAGAGACACAAACCCGGCUGUUGCUCAACAUUCCACAGCACAACCAACCAACACCAACACUACCUUACACAAAACAACCCCUACCUCCAUCAAAUAAACAACACCACCAUCACAACUGUUUCACAAUGGCCCGUGAUAACCUCUCCAUCGUGCUCGCUGAGCGUCCCACCACCGAUAUCAUCCCCGGCCAGACCUUCACCCAAAAGACAUCCCCAGCUCCCACACCAGCGGAUCUCCAAGAUGGCCAAAUCCUCGUUGAGACCCUCUACCUAUCUCUCGACCCCGCCAUGCGAGGCUGGCUCCGAGACAUGCGAUCUUAUCUCCCCCCCGUUCAAAUCGGCCAAACCAUGCGUGGGUCAUGCGCAUGCCGCGUCCUCGCCUCAAAGAGCAAGCAGGCCAAAGAAGGCGACAUCGUCUCCGCCCUAACAGGCUGGACUGAAUUCGCAAUCCUCCCCGAAGGUCGUUUCGAGCCUGCAUCCCUGUACCCCGGUCUCCAAGACCCCAAGGACAUGCUCUCCGCUCUGGGAAUGACCAGCUUGACUGCUUGGGUUGGCAUGUCCAAGAUCGCUGACCCUAAGCCUGGUGAGCUUGUCGUCGUCUCGGGUGCUGCUGGUGCUACCGGAAGUGUGGCGGGCCAGAUCGCUAAGCUCAAGGGUGCGCGGGUCGUGGGUAUCGCGGGUGGUGAUGAUAAGUGCAAGUGGCUCACUGAGGAGUUGGGCUUUGAUGUUGCGUUGAACUACAAGGCGGAUGAUUUUAAGGAAAAGUUCGCUGAGGCGACAAAGGACUAUAUCGAUGUCUACUACGACAAUGUUGGUGGUGAUAUCCUCGACAUGUGUCUCAUGCGAGCAAAGGAACACGCCCGCUUCAUCGAGUGCGGCCUCGUCAGCCAGUACAACGCCGCCAAGCCCCAGGGCCCCCGAGCAUUCUCCCAGAUCGUCACCAUGCGCAUCCGAAUGCAGGGCUUCAUCGUCCUCGACCACGUCAAGGACUUCCCCGCUGCCCGUGCUGAGCUGGCUCAGUGGAUCGCCGAGGGUAAGCUCAAGAAGACGGAGACUGUUGUUCGCGGUGGCCUCAAGGUCGCUGAGCAGGCUCUUGUAGACUUGUACAAGGGCAUCAACACUGGAAAGUUGAUUGUUGAGAUCAAGAACCACAAUGAGACCCCUUCGAAGCUGUAGAGGGUAAGACAAAGAUUGUCGUUUGUGGUAUGUACACUUAAGAGUUGAUCGUUGGGAUCAGGAGCCACGAGGCACCCCGAAAGUAGGGGAGGGCAUGGGAUUGUUUAUGAGAUACUCCGUACCUUGUCGGUAGUUAAUGAUAUGCCAUGAUUUAUGGACAGACUGUUCAAUGCUGCAUGCUGCUAGAGCUUGUCCAAGCUGCUUCUCUAGACAACCCCCAUCGUGUAU